GGAACUCAAAGAGACUCACAGAGAGGAGCUCGAGAGGUUAGAGAACAACUACAAGGAGGCCCUGAAGGCAGAAAAGGUCUCAGCCGAAGAGAAACUAGAUAAGAUGGGCAAGGAAUAUAAGUAUCUGAAGAGUAUGUUCCACGUGUUUCAGGAUAGCAUUUAUGAGGAAAUGGAAGACAAGUGGUUGAGACGAAAGGCUGAAUGGGAGAAGGAUGAGAAGAUGGAGCGGGAAAAGAUCCUGCUACAACAAAAAUGUAGAAUAAUAAAAAAGUUUGAGUUACAGUCGGAAGAAAAAAAGAAGAAAAUGAAUGAGUCCAUCAGUGCUGUUUCUGAUAACUUCGCUCGAGAGAAAGAGGAGCUCCUAAGACAACAUGAUGAAGACAUCCUGAAAAUACAGGAGCUGAGAAAAUCCAAAGAGAUCUUGGAGGCUGAGUUGCGGGCACAAGCUACUGUUCUGGAGACCCUGAACACAAACCUUUUCCAAUGCCAGAAAGAACUCGAGAGACAGAAAACUAUUGCAGCAAAUCUAGAGAAAUUGUUCCAGACAAAGCUUGCUGAAGCUGAAGAAAAGCAUAAGUACAACAUAAAGACCCCGACAGAAGAAAAUAACUGCCUCGGGCAGAAGAUGUUAACCACAACCACAAAUGAGGAAACUUCAGAAGUUUCUGAGAAGUCAUCAUCUGCCAGUCCCAACGUGUAUGAGUCUGACAUUCCUGAACAGAACAGCAACAAAAAGCAAGCAUCGUAGGUAACAAACUGCUCCUGGGGCUGAGCGACACUGCCCUGGGAAGCAGCUACAGACUCUUCUGGAGAGACGCACAGGAAGGUUGAGCUCUUGAGUUGUUCUGUACUUUUGUCAUUUUUCACAACUUGUUUUCUUCCAGUGGAUAGAAAUAUUUGAAUGCUUAUCCUAAUUAUAUCGUGGCUCUCCAUUGAGAACUAGUGUCCUCUGUACUGG
Mus caroli (Ryukyu mouse) is the source of this 958-nucleotide messenger RNA. Lineage: Eukaryota; Metazoa; Chordata; Mammalia; Rodentia; Muridae. The record is from RefSeq and is a predicted model, not a curated record.